AUGGGGAAGAAGCUGGACCUCUCCAAGCUCACGGAUGAAGAGGCCAAGCAUGUCUGGGAAGUGGUGCAGCGGGACUUCGAGCUGAGGCGGAAAGAAGAGGAGAGACUGGAGGGGCUGAAGGGCAAGGUGAAGAAGGAGAGCUCCCAGAGGGAGCUGGUCUCCGACGCGGCCCACAUGAACGACACCCACUGUGCCCACUGCCUGCAGCCCUACCGGCUGCUGGAGGGCCCCAAGCGACAGUGCCUGGACUGCCGCCUCUUCGCCUGCCAAAGCUGCAGCCACGCCCACCCCGGGGAGGAGGGCUGGCUCUGCCACCCCUGCCACUUGGCCAGAGUCGUGAAGAUGGGCUCCCUGGAGUGGUACUACGAGCACGUGAGGGCCCGCUUCAAGCGCUUUGGAAGUGCCAAAGUGAUCCGGUCCCUCUGCGGGCGGCUGCCAGGGGCAGGUGAGCCUGAGCCAAGCCCUGGAGAGGGAAGUAGAGACAGUGAGAGUUCCAAUACGGAUGGAGAGCUGGACACAGGGGCUCAGGCCCAUCCCCUUGGCAGCAAACCUGUGCCCGCCAAGAAGAAGCGCCUCCUCCCCAUUCACAGCCUGGACUUUGAGGAGGACUCCGACGACUCCGAGGGGUGUUACGGUCACCCCCCGAGCCUGUCCUCAGUCCCAGCGGCCCCGGACAGCCUGCAGGCCCUCACAGGUGAGCCCUGCUCGGAGGAGGCAGCCUCCCAGGAGGCCGUGGUCCUGCAGGAGGCUGAUGCCAGGGCCUCUGGGGGCCACCCCCACUCAGAAGAGCAGACAGACAUCCUCUCCCCUGCCGGAUGGGAUGCCCGCACUGAGCUCUGCCUGCCAGGAGAGUCCUGCCCAGGAGAAUCAUUGCCACUGGGAAUCAUUGCCACUCCUGGGGUGAGCAUUGUCAGGAACGAGCAGCUCCCCUCACGGUACCUGGCCGCGAUGGACACCUCUGAUGAAGACAGCGUACAGGCCCGAGAGGCAGCCUCCCACCUCUCCACUCAGAGCGGCCGGACCUCACCUGCGAGCCAGGGUCCUGGUGCCGGCGAGCCCACUGAGGCAGAUGUGGAGGAGGAGACCCUGAAGAGAAAGCUGGAGGAGCUGACCAGCAAUGUCAGUGACCAGGGGGCCUCUUCUGAGGAGGAGGGCAAAGACAAAGGGGCGGAGCUGGACAGGAGCACUUGCUUGGAGGACCUCCCCAGGAUGACCCCAGAGGUGUGCACAUCUGCGGGCCAAACACACAGAUGGGAAAAGAGCCCCCCGGGCUCCCAGGGCCCCCUGCAGACCACCAGGACCCCGGACGAGGCACUGUCGCAGCUGGAGGACAGGGUGGCCGUGACGGCCUCCGAGGUUCAGCAGGCGGAGAGCGAGGUGUCGGAAAUCGAGGCCAGGAUCGCAGCCUUGCGGGCUGCAGGGCUCACGGUGAGGCCCUCGGGGAAGCCCCGGAGGAGGUCUAAGCUCCCGAUAUUUAUGCCCCGACUUGCUGGGAAAUUGGGCCAGAGUCCCGAGGAUCCACCUGCAGGCCCUUCAGAUGGGGUUGAGGUGAUGGCGGGGCCCUACCUUCUGAGGAGGAAGUUCAGCAAUUCCCCUGAAAGUCAAGGCAAAGAUGAGGAGUCCUUUGUCCGGAAAUCUGUGUACCGCGGGUCCCUGACACAGAGAAACCCCAACGGCAGGAGGGGCACUGCCCACCACAGCUUUUUGAAACCUGUAAUGACCCACCAGCCCUAA
Messenger RNA from Pipistrellus nathusii (Nathusius's pipistrelle), 1734 nucleotides. NCBI's taxonomy places the organism in Eukaryota, Metazoa, Chordata, Mammalia, Chiroptera, Vespertilionidae. The record is from the annotation of a GenBank genome assembly.